AUGGGAAAAAGAAAGGCUGAAUCGCAAGAUCAACUUGUGACCAAGAAUGGCACGAAAAAGGCCAAGCAAGAACCUAUCGCAAAAGUCGAAAAGGUCGAAAAGUCUAAGAUGAUGCUAGAUGACAGCGAUUCUAGCAGUGAAGACGAUUCCGUUGGAGGUGCCCCGCUUGAAUCUGGAUUCAAAGUCAAUCAAGAAUAUGCGAAAAGAUUCGAGCAUAAUAAGAAACGUGAAGAGCUUCAGAGACUGGAGGAAAAGUAUACGAAGAAACCUGGACCAACCGUUGGAAGAAAUGGCGAGAAGAAAUACGGCGAUAAAUACGAUGAGGAUUCUUCGUCAUCCGAUGAUGAAGAUGAAGAUGAUGAAGGAUUUCUAGCAACCGAAGAUUUGGACAAAGAGAUUUCAGCUACAUUGCAAGCUCUACGUUCAAAGGACCCUCGAGUUUACGAUGAAAAGGUUACAUUUUAUACCCCAAUUGAUGAAGACGCAGAGGAAGGAACCACGACAGAAAAGAAGGAGAAGCCUAUGUACUUGAAAGAUUAUCACCGAGAGAAUUUAUUAGCUGGCCAUGCAGGCGGGGAGGACGAGGAUGAAAACGUCCCACAAACAUUCGCCCAAGAACAAGAAGCUUUAAAGAAGAAAAUUGUUAGUGAAAUGCAUGCAGCUGCCGAUGGAUCUGCUUCAGACGAAGAUGAAGGAUUCCUUGUUAGGAAGGAUAAGAAUCCAGGUCUUUCAAGCUCAGGUAUCCAUCCAUCCAGAGCCUCAAAGGUUGAAGUCGAUAUCGCCGUUGCCGACAAGGAUCCGGAGACCUUUUUAUCGAACUUUAUGGCAGCUCGCGCAUGGGUUCCUAGUGAUGGUGCACGCUUCCAACCCAUGGAAUCUGACGACGAAGACGAUGACAACCGAGCCGAGCAAUUCGAGGCAGCUUACAACUUGCGUUUCGAAAAUGCUGAAGGAAGCAAUGAGAAUUUGAAAUCAUAUGCCAGAGAUGUCGUCGCUGCAAAAUCAGUUCGUCGUGAUGAGGUCAGCGGCAGGAAGAAGCAAAGAGAUGCCGCAAGAGAGAAGAAAGAGGCCGAGAAGAAGGAGAGGGAAGAAGAGAGAGCACGAUUGAAGCGGUUGAAGAUUGAUGAGAUGGAGGAGAGACUCCAGAAGAUCAAGAAAGCUGCAGGUAUAAAUGGUAAAACCUUGAAGGAUGAAGAAUGGGCACAGUUCUUGGAUGCGGCCUGGGAUGAUGAAAAUUGGGAGGCUGAGAUGAACAAACGCUUUGGAGAGAGCUAUUAUGCAGAGCAAGAAGGUGGAUCAGAGAGUGACGGCGAAACAGAGGGGAAGAAGAAGAAGAAGGUCAAGAAGCCAAAGUGGGACGACGAUAUUGACAUUGGAGAUAUUGUUUCCGAUUUUGAGGAUGACGAAAAAUCUACAAAACCCAUUUACUCUCUAUCGGAUCUCGAAGAUGAUGCAGAGGAGGAAUCGGGCGACGAAGAGGGGUCGUCCAAGAAGUCAAAAAGCAACAAAGAACGACAAUUGGAAAAGCAAAACAAAAAGAAAGCCGCGCGCUUGGAAAGAAGAAAGAUUGAGGAUCUUGUGGAAAGUAAGCUUGAUGUUGAUCUUUCUUUGGCUUCCAAAAAGGCAUCAGUAUUCAGAUAUCGCGAAACUUCACCUACCUCAUUCGGUUUGACGGCUAGAGAUAUUCUAAUGGCACCUGAUUCAUCCCUCAAUGAAUUUGCCGGCUUGAAAAAGAUGGCUACCUUUAGAGAUGCAGAGAAGAAACGCAAAGACAAGAAGCAUCUCGGUAAGAAAGCUAGGUUAAGGCAGUGGAGAAAGGAGACAUUCGGUAACGAGGAUGGACCGGAAAUUAUUAUUGGUCCUGAUGCCGGGGAAGGAGCAGAUGCUAUGGAAGGUGUAGAGAUCCCAGAAAAGAAGAAGAAGAAGAGGUCUAGAAAGAAUAAGGGAGCUGUUGGAAAAGCUACGGCUGAGGAAUAAUUGGAGUCUAUAUUCAUAGCCAAUGUAGGAGUUAUGGUGUACUCGAGUGUAUUAAUAGAUUUCACCGAGGUGGAGCAUUCAGUUCAAUGAUUUUCGCGAUGUUUCUCGUCUUUAAUCUAUUUAAAGUAGAAAUCCAUAUCAAAUCCAAAAA
Messenger RNA from Botrytis deweyae, 2128 nucleotides. RefSeq lists its product as uncharacterized. The coding region runs from base 1 to 1977 and encodes 658 amino acids. The record is from RefSeq and is a predicted model, not a curated record. NCBI's taxonomy places the organism in Eukaryota, Fungi, Ascomycota, Leotiomycetes, Helotiales, Sclerotiniaceae. Gene Ontology annotation, biological process: endonucleolytic cleavage in ITS1 to separate SSU-rRNA from 5.8S rRNA and LSU-rRNA from tricistronic rRNA transcript (SSU-rRNA, 5.8S rRNA, LSU-rRNA). Gene Ontology annotation, cellular component: nucleolus; 90S preribosome. The transcript has 2 exons.